AUGCGCUUCUGGCUGAGUGCGGCGCUCGUGGCGGCGAUCUUGCCCUCGCUAUGUCUCGGAGAAACCCAAGGCAAAGCAUUGGGAACUCCUACACAGGUGCUGGCCGACGUCCCAAAAUGCGCAGCCAGCUGCUUGAUGACGGCCGUGUCCAAGUCAUCAUGCUCGCUCUCUGACAUGCAGUGCAUCUGCGAGACCAAGUCAAUCGACGACGAAGCCAGCCAGUGCAUCCUGCACUCGUGCUCGCUCCCUGACGCACUCGCGGCCAAGAACGUCACGUCGACAGCCUGCAACGCACCUAUUCGAGACAAAUCGGCCCAGUAUAGCACAAUGUCCAUUUCACUCGGGUCCGUCACAGUGUUCAUUGUCCUGGCUCGCAUCAUCUUCAAAGGCUUCUUCAGCACGACUCGGUCCCUCGCUCCCGACGACCAGGUCAUCCUCGGCACGCUCGCCCUCCGCGUGUCCUGCAUCAUCAUCAACGUCCGCGGCCUAGCUCACCACGGCCUGGGCAAGGACGUAUGGACCCUGCCUAUGGAACAGGUGACGACAUUUGGCAUGUACUUCUUCAUCAUGGAAGUGCUAUACUUUGUCGAAUUAUCCCUCGUCAAGCUUAGUCUGUCGCUAUUUUACAUGAGUAUCUUUCCCGGGACCAAUAUCCGCCGGUUACUCUUAGGAACCGCCAUCUUUAACGGGGUGUUCGGCCUGACAUUUGCUCUGGCCGCCAUUUUUCAGUGCACACCGGUUAGCUACUUCUGGACUCAAUAUGCGGACCCUCUCGGCGGCCACUGCGUCAACAUCAAUGUUCUCGGAUGGGCCAACGCUGCCAUCAGCGUGGCAGUGGACCUUUGGUUGAUCGCCAUACCCCUAAGUCAGGUUCCGAAGCUGAGCUUGCACUGGAAAAAGAAGAUGGGGGUGGUUAUCAUGUUCGUCAUGGGGACUUUCGUCACCGUCGUCUCGAUCUUACGGCUGCAAUCUCUCAUCUUCUUUGCCAACUCGACCAACCCAACUUAUGAUGAGUGGAGCGUUGCCAACUGGUCCACCAUCGAGGUCAAUGUCGGCAUGAUUUGCACGUGCCUCCCGAGCGUACGGCUCAUCCUUGUGCGGCUGUUCCCUCGCCUGGGAUCCGGGUCCAAGAGCGGGAGAUCGUACGGCGUAGAGUCUCACGCGCAGUCAAAGCUGUCAAACGCCAGGGGCACCAACGAGCAGCAUCAUCUGUCCGACAUGGAGUCCGGAAAGGUGCAUCCGUGGCAGCGCAUCGAGACCGAGUCGAUAUCAUGA
Messenger RNA from Purpureocillium lilacinum, 1275 nucleotides. RefSeq lists its product as uncharacterized. Lineage: Eukaryota; Fungi; Ascomycota; Sordariomycetes; Hypocreales; Ophiocordycipitaceae. The record is from RefSeq and is a predicted model, not a curated record.